AACCAUUUAAAAGAAAUUUAUUAGUUUAUAAUUAAUUGAUAAUUAUUUAGUGAUAAAAAAGUAACCGUAACUCAAAAUUUAAAAACUUGGAUAAAACACUAUUGCCAAUUCCCUCCCAAACGAUAACACCGUUACCACCCUUAACUCCCUCUUCCUUUCUCCUAAUAAAACAGUUACGCUUCUUUCUCUACUCACGUACUUUUCCACACACAUCGUCGGAAAAUGUUCCGCAUAAACAACACCUUCGUCGGAAUCCUCCACACGCUCCCUCUGCUCCUCGGCCUUGCCGCCCUCGGUGUGUCCGCUUACAUCCGCGUCCACGGCGACUGUCAGAAGGUGCUCCAAUACCCGCUCUUAUUCAGCGGCCUCUUCGUUUCCAUCGUCUCCGCUCUCGGCCUCGUCGGCGCGUUGUGCCGCGUCAACGCCGCACUCUACCUCUACCUCAUCGUCACCUUCUUCGUCAUCCUCGCCUUCGCCUCCUUCACUGUCGUCGCGCUCGUCGUCGUCACCAAAGGCAACGCUCCGCACCGCGCCUCGCGCGUGGGCUUCACCGUACGGGACUUCUCGCCCUGGCUGCGCCACUACGUCUCUGACGACCGCAUCUGGGAGGACACGAAGAGGUGCUUCUUGCAAGCGCGUAUCUGUCACGGCCUCGCCGUGGGCGCUAACAAUGUCUCCCUCGUCUUCAAACACUCAACUACCACGCAGUUUGGGUGCUGCAAACCGCCGGAGCAAUGUGGAUUGAAACUGAACGGAACGUUGUGGGAGGCGCCGAAAGCGGGUGCAGCGGUGGAGGAUUCUGAUUGUAGGGUUUGGAGCAACAGGGAAGAGAAAAUGUGUUUUGAUUGCGAUUCAUGCAAAGGGGGAGUGCUGGCCGGAGUAAGGAAGCAGUGGAGAGAUGUAAGCAUACUGAAUGCCUGCGUUGUAGUGAUUCUGACCAUCAUCUACGUCUUCGCCUGUUACGCCAUCAGAAACAACCGAUUGGAGUACUCCAAAUACACCGCCCAGAGAAACAUGAGAAUGACAAAACUCACCUCAAUUCACGCUUGAACCCUUUUACUUCUCUCCAUG
Molecule: messenger RNA, 1071 nt
Organism: Vigna radiata var. radiata (mung bean)
Lineage: Eukaryota; Viridiplantae; Streptophyta; Magnoliopsida; Fabales; Fabaceae
Product: tetraspanin-11
Exons: 2
Coding region: 223-1050 (275 amino acids)
Biological process (GO): auxin-activated signaling pathway
Cellular component (GO): plasmodesma; plasma membrane
Source: RefSeq, a predicted model, not a curated record